AUGUACAUCCUCCAUGAGGGCCCCGGAGCCUGGGACGGUACUAUCAUCAACCGAAAUAACCCUCAGCGCCGAGAUGUCAUCCAGGUUCAGGGCAACGGCCAUGUGGUGAUUCAGUUCGACGCCGGUGACAACCCAGGUGUCUGGCCCUUCCAUUGCCACAUCGCUUGGCAUGUGUCCGCCGGCCUCUUGGUCCAGUUCCUCACCAACCCGGACAAGGUCAAGAAGUACAGGAUCCCUAACAUCGUCGCUCAGACCUGCCGCGAAUGGGGCAAGUGGACGAACACCAAUAUCCCGCUCCAGAUCGAUAGUGGUCUGUAA
This is a messenger RNA of Ilyonectria robusta, 318 nucleotides long. Its product is annotated as Cupredoxin. Bases 1 to 318 code for a protein of 105 amino acids. The record is from RefSeq and is a predicted model, not a curated record. The transcript is spliced from 2 exons. Gene Ontology annotation, molecular function: copper ion binding; oxidoreductase activity. Lineage: Eukaryota; Fungi; Ascomycota; Sordariomycetes; Hypocreales; Nectriaceae.